Messenger RNA from Perkinsus marinus ATCC 50983, 720 nucleotides. RefSeq lists its product as hypothetical. The record is from RefSeq and is a predicted model, not a curated record. Bases 1 to 720 code for a protein of 239 amino acids. The transcript has 6 exons. NCBI's taxonomy places the organism in Eukaryota, Perkinsozoa, Perkinsida, Perkinsidae.
AUGAUGUACUACAUUAAUUUGAUCGCCGAGUCCGAGAAGCGGGAAAAGGAACUGCAGCGCUCCGAGGAGGACCGUCGAAGGCUACGUGUUGGCAACCCUCCAGGAAUCGAUGACCGGUUGGCUGGUCUGCAGAAGGCUCGACAUGAGCACACUAAGAAGAAGAAAAAGAAGAGGACUUCGUCCCCCUCGGAGGUUAAAUCCAAGAAGGCUAAGCGGAAACGUCCUCGGGAGCAGCCCGAGGCGUCUCCAGCUCCCUCGAGUUCAUCGGGCCUUGUCGGCUUGGCGGCCGAUGUGGUUGAUGAUGAGGAGCUGCUUAUAGAGCGAAGGUCCACUCGGAAUAAAUUCGCCAUUGAUGACUCCCCCAGCUUAGAGGAAGAACUCCAUCCUAAGAUUGUCACAAUAUCAUCUGGGAAGCUCCGUGAUGACCGCCGACCAUCAAAGCAGAGGAAAGAGAAAAAGGUGAAGUCAAGUGCAUCGCGUGGACGCCCUCGAGAACCUUCUGGUGAUAGCAGCGCCGACGGCGACCCCGGUGGGAGGAGGCGUAGACGGCUCCGUAUUCAAUCAGCGUCGAAUAGUGAUGCUGAGGACGAUGAGGGUACCCGAAAAAGAAGGCGCGAUUCGGUACAGUUGCGAUGGAGGAUGAGGAUAUACCAGACUGGGCCCUUGAAGGAGCAAUUCGUCGUAGCUCACGGAUACGAGAAGCUCGAGAAAGCUCUGUAA